Dromaius novaehollandiae (emu) is the source of this 516-nucleotide messenger RNA. RefSeq names its product olfactory receptor 14A16-like. Gene Ontology annotation, cellular component: membrane. Gene Ontology annotation, biological process: G protein-coupled receptor signaling pathway. The annotation marks the transcript as partial. NCBI's taxonomy places the organism in Eukaryota, Metazoa, Chordata, Aves, Casuariiformes, Dromaiidae. Gene Ontology annotation, molecular function: olfactory receptor activity; odorant binding. The transcript has a single exon. The record is from RefSeq and is a predicted model, not a curated record.
AUGGCCUAUGACCACUAUGUUGCCAUCUGCAGACCCCUGCACUAUGGGACCCUCAUGGGCAGCAGAGCUUGUGUCAAAAUGGCAGCAGCUGCCUGGGCCAGUGGCUUUCUCAAUGCUCUCCUGCACACUGCAAACACAUUUUCAAUACCACUCUGCCAAGGCAACACAGUGGAGCAGUUCUUCUGUGAAGUCCCCCAGAUCCUCAAGCUCUCCUGCUCAGACUCCUACCUCAGGGAAGUUGGGCUUCUUGUGGUUAGUCUUUGUUUGGUCUUUGGGUGUUUCAUUUUCAUUGUGCUGUCCUACGUGCAGAUCUUCACAGUUGUGCUGAGGAUCCCCUCUGAGCAGGGCCGGCACAAAGCCUUUUCCAUGUGCCUCCCGCACCUGGCCGUGGUCUCCCUGUUUGUCAGUACUUCAUUUUUUGCCUACCUGAAGCCCCCCUCCAUCUCCUCCCCAGCUCUGGAUCUGGUGGUGGCUGUUCUGUACUCAGUGGUGCCUCCAGCAGUGAACCCCCUCAUC